UUUUUAAUUAAGAAAAUACCUGUACACAUGACACCCUUCCUCCUCAUAUCAUUGAAAACAGUAAUAUAAACCCAACCCUAACAUCUGCAACCUUCACAAGAUUCCCCAUUGCUGUCCAGAAACGACGACUUUCCUCCACCAUUCAACCCUCCGAUUAUCUAGGUUCUUGUUAGAGAGCUUUUGAUUUGAUUUAGUAGCUGAAAUUAAGAGUUUGCUGUGAUGGCUGGCCCAAGGAGUAGCUAUGGUAAGCGCCCCAGCUCUCGUUCGGACCAUGACAAUAGAGGAAGCAAAAGGAGGAAUACUGGUGAUGACAGGGAGCAGUUUGUGAUUGAUCCGGAAGACACUGUGUACCGUUAUUUGUGCCCUGGCCGUAAGAUUGGCAGUGUUAUUGGUAGGGGAGGUGAGAUUGUUAAGCAACUUAGGGCGGAAACUAAGUCGAAGAUUAGGAUUGGUGAGACUGUGCCGGGGAGCCAAGAGCGCGUUAUUACUAUCUACAGCUCCAGUGAUGAGGCGAAUGCUGUUGAGGAUGGUGGCAGUCAUGUAUGUCCUGCUCAGGAUGCUCUGCUUAAGAUUCAUGACAGAGUGGCUGCUGAAGACUUGGAUGAUCACGAUGAAGAAGGAGGUCCACAAGUGAAUGCUAAGCUGCUAGUACCAUCUGAUCAGAUAGGUUGUGUUAUUGGAAAAGGUGGGCAGAUUGUUCAGAGCAUACGCAGUGAAUCUGGGGCUCAUAUUCGUAUACUUAAGGACGAGCAUUUACCUCCAUGUGCCCUGAGCUCUGAUGAACUUGUGCAGAUUUCUGGAGAUGCUGCUGUUGUGAAGAAGGCUCUGAAUCAAAUUGCAUCUCGACUCCAUGAUAACCCGUCGCGAUCUCAGCAUCUGCUUACUUCCGCUGUUCCUGGUGUAUAUGCUGCUGGUGGUUCACUCAUGGCUCCUGCUGGAAGAGCUCCAAUUUUGGGGAUAGCUCCUCUUGUUGGUUCUUAUGGGGGCUAUAAAGGUGACACUGGUGACUGGUCGCGGUCCUUGUACUCAGCUCCAAGGGAUGAAAUGUCUUCAAAGGAAUUUUCAGUUCGAUUGGUUUGUCCAACUGGGAACAUUGGAGGUGUGAUAGGAAAAGGUGGUGUUAUAAUAAAUCAAAUUAGGCAGGAGUCAGGGGCAACAAUCAAAGUUGAUAGUUCAGCAACAGAAGGAGAUGAAUGCUUAAUAACCAUUUCAACAAAAGAGUUCUUUGAAGACUCUUUCUCUCCAACAAUAGAAGCAGCUGUGCGCUUGCAGCCUCGAUGCAGUGAAUCUACUGAAAGAGAUUCAGGAAUCAUCUCUUUCACUACCCGUCUGCUGGUGUCAACCUCACGAAUUGGUUGCCUUAUUGGUAAAGGAGGAUCUAUCAUAACUGAGAUGAGGAGGCUUACAAAAGCUAAUAUCCGCAUACUUCCAAAGGAAGAUCUUCCUAGAAUUGCAUCUGAAGAUGAUGAAAUGGUGCAGAUUUCAGGAGACCUUGAUGUCGCCAAGGAUGCUCUUGUGCAUGUACUUACACGUUUGAGAGCAAAUCUAUUUGAUAGGGAGGGUGCUGUCUCUGCAUUCCUUCCAGUUCUACCAUAUGUUCCUGUUCCAGCUGAUGGACCAGAUGUUCUAGACUAUGACAGUAGAGAUGGCAGAAGACAUGGGCGUGGACAUUCAUAUUCAAGUGGGUAUGGAGGCUCAAGUGAUUUAGCAGCUGGUGACACUUAUGGGAGCUAUGGAGGUCCACAGCUUGGUAGCAGCGGCGCUUAUGGAAGUUCCUCUUUGGGACGGAGCAAUCCUGCUUGGUUGUCUAGUCAGUAUGGUGGUUCUAGGAGGAGAAGCCAUGCUUAUUGAACUUGAUGGGUCUUCACAGAAGAGAUCUAUGAAGCCUGAAGCCUGUCCACUGCCUAAACUAGAAGACCAGAUGAACCAGGGUUUGACAAACUUAUGCCCGCCUUGACGCGUCUACUUAGAGGACCAAACUUUUUUGGGAGACUAUUGAGAUUGGCCAUGUCCAUCAUACCUUUAUUCCCAAGCUCGAUAACUUGUGAUCCCAAGAACCUAUAUUCUGUUUUCAUUUGUCUUUAGAACUAAAAACAACACCGUGUACCUAUGAUCAUCCGGCAGUUAUAUACUUGUAUCCCUGUUUCUGGGUCUUAUUUUCUCAUAA
Molecule: messenger RNA, 2167 nt
Organism: Lotus japonicus
Lineage: Eukaryota; Viridiplantae; Streptophyta; Magnoliopsida; Fabales; Fabaceae
Product: KH domain-containing protein HEN4-like
Exons: 8
Coding region: 220-1851 (543 amino acids)
Biological process (GO): regulation of gene expression
Cellular component (GO): cytoplasm; nucleus
Molecular function (GO): mRNA binding
Source: RefSeq, a predicted model, not a curated record